Dendroctonus ponderosae (mountain pine beetle) is the source of this 1244-nucleotide messenger RNA. Its product is annotated as toll-interacting protein. The coding region runs from base 144 to 1004 and encodes 286 amino acids. Gene Ontology annotation, cellular component: cytoplasm. Gene Ontology annotation, biological process: ubiquitin-dependent protein catabolic process. The record is from RefSeq and is a predicted model, not a curated record. The transcript is spliced from 6 exons. Gene Ontology annotation, molecular function: ubiquitin conjugating enzyme binding; ubiquitin binding. Lineage: Eukaryota; Metazoa; Arthropoda; Insecta; Coleoptera; Curculionidae.
UCUUUAAAAGAGACGCAGAAGUGUUAGUCUUAAAUCAGCUGUUUGUCAAAAUAAUAAUCAAUUAACUGGCAUAUAUAGGUAAACAAUAAUAAAAUCCUUAAUUCAAUGCAACAGAUAAAUACUGCUGUUUCUGCUUCAAAUAUAUGAAUUUUAUCUCUCAGGCAAAUAACAUUUACAGAGCGAUGGCAUCGGCUGUUUCUGACAAAAUCAGGGAACGAAGAAACAGAGUACUGUUGGGACCACUCCCAGAAGAUUUUUUGCGUCUCAAUAUUUCCCCCCAAGAACAGCAAGAAGCUGCAGAUCGUCAAGCUGCUAUUGCCUUGCAACAGCAAUACACUGUGGGAGCCAUUCCUAAUGCAGCAGGCAGGCUAAACAUUACAAUUGUCCAGGCGAAACUAACGAAAAAUUAUGGAAUGACCAGAAUGGAUCCCUACUGUCGCAUUCGAAUUGCACAUUCAACCUAUGAAACUCCCACUGAUCCUAACGGAGGAAAGAAUCCUAGAUGGAAUAAAGUAAUCUCUUGCAUGGUUCCCCAAGGAAUCCAAACAAUAAGCAUCGAAAUUUUUGACGAACGAUCAUUUACUAUGGAUGAGUUAAUAGCUUGGUCUCUCGUUACUAUACCGCCCAAGGUUCUGGCUGGUGAAACGGAUGAGAACUGGUAUAAACUAAGCGGCAAACAAGGCGAAGAUGUGGAAGGAAUGAUCUUCUUAGUUAUGACUUAUAGCCCUGCUGGGCCAUAUGUGUAUCAGCCGUAUAACCAACUGAUGCUUGUUCCAAGAGUUGAUGUUGGCGGUCCGCAUGGGCCUCCUAUAAAAGUAUUUCAUCGUUCUCCCAAAGCCGGAGAUUCAUUGCCACCGUUAGAGCUUGUUUUAAGCGAAACUGAUCUGAAACAGAUUGAAGAAAUGUUCCCCAACUUGGACAAAGAAGUGAUUAAAACUGUAUUUGAAGCAAAUAGGGGAAACAAGGACAGAACCAUUAAUUCUCUCCUACAAAUGGCCGAUUGAGGUGUUACAAAGAAAUCCUUUUUCUUGCUAAUACAUAUUGCCAUAACUUUUGGUUAAACAAUUUUUGCAUCCUUUUUUAAUGUGAUUUCCAAAUAUAAUAAUGGUCUAAGUAUUUAACAGGUGUCUCGUGAUUACAUGUAGUUAAUCACUAUAUAUUUUACUCUUAGCAACAUAUUUUAAUAAUUAGUGUUAUACUCAGUAAGGGUCUUGUCUCAUUAAAUAAACUGUAUGCUAAUGUUA